GGUGACCAAUCAAAUUCCUCCGUUGGUAACGGACGAAAAAAUUCAGGAAGUAGCUUACAGCAGUUGAAAGUGUUUAUCCCAGGAAGUGUUAUCCAAUGUUUCGGGUUUUUCGGAUGGAAGAAACACAGCUAAAACAGAUUUUUCUGUUCAGCAGAAAAAUGUCUAAAAUACCUACUGAAUGUGGCGCGGCAGAUGUUAAAAACAGUGGCGACAACAGGUCGGUUCAUUCGGACACCAUCCAGGAGGUUCACAACGUUCCUAUUCAGGUGAUCAUCAGACCUUUUCCCUCGGAGCUUGACGAGCAGAAAGUCCAAAGUCUGAUGGAUACAAUUAAGGAGACGUCAGACAUCAGCGUUGUUCCUCCUAUUGAUGUUCUCUGGAUCAAAGGCAGAGAGGGAGGAAAUUACUACUAUUCCUUCGGAGGCUGUCACAGGUUUGCUGCCUAUCAGAGGCUCCACAUGCCAACCAUCCCAGCCAAACUCAUCAGAUCAAACAUCUCGGAUCUCAGGACUUACUUGGGGGCUUCAACGCCUGAUCUACAAUAAUUCUUUGGACUUUUUCUCAUAUUAACUGCUAUAUCAGAAGUGUCCAACUCUAGUCCUCAAUUGAAUUAUGAAUUUCUGCAGAUUUCUAGUAGUGAGCCACUCAUUUCAUCUAAGUUACAUGUGUAAAACUCCAGGCUCGUGGUCCAAAUCUGGUCCGCCGAAGCUUCUUAUGUUGUCUUCUAGAUCAGUGGUCCCCAACCUUUUUAGUACAGCGGACCGGUCAAUCCUGUGCGCACGUUAUAAGUAUCGACAUCGAUGCUGUUCUUUCUUACGACGGGGGUUGGGGGGAAUCCUCACAACGCGUCGGUCACCGUUGUUUCUUACUCAUUCUGCUGCAUGUUGCCGCGCAAGACGUAACCGAUAGCAUCCGGUUUAGGAUUUUCAAAAUAAAAGCUCCUCCAGACUCAAUACGUACAAUGGACAUAUUUAAUUAUUUCUUGCGCGGCACGGUACCAAUUAGUGGUGGUUGGGGUCCACUGCUCUAGAUUCCAGAGGGAUACAUAAAUAGAAACUUCAAGACAACAGUUGUAUGAUUAAAUAUUAUUUUAUCAAUCAAAUCACUUUUUUUUUUACAUGUAUACUGCCAAAUUACAUCCGUCAGUCCCUCCAAUUUUUUGCGACUGGAGGGACAUUCAACAAAUUCAACAGAUGCAAUUUUUUACGUUAAUAUAAAAUUGUGAGUUUAUUGCAAAUUUUCCACAAAAGUCAAAAACAUUGUGUUAACGUGAUGCUAACUCCCACCAGAAGGUGGCAGUCUGUUUUCCUCCUACUACUCUGCUCCCUCAGCCUUAUUUGAUGUACAAGUUAUAGUCCAUGAAUUAUAUGAGUUAAAUAAAAAAGGCUAAUUUACUUUCAGAUAAGCAAAAAAAUUGCAAAAUUCCUUGCAGAUAUUUCUAAAUUGGCUCCACAGAAAUGUCUGUGACUUUUUUUUUUUUUUAAAUCACAAAAACAAUUAUGAAAUCCAGGAUGGACUAAUCAGUGUGAAAAGAUACUCAAGAAGAACUUGCUUAAUGGAGACAAACUAUUUAUUAAUAUUUUAGCAGUUAAUGGGUUUAACCUAUAUAUCCUGACAUAACUGGCCGUUUAAGAAAUAGAGGUUUAAAAAUGGAUUUGAAACCCCUGAUUUAGAUGUUUUCAAUCAUUAUAAUAUGUAAAAUGCUUUUGACUCCAGACUUUAGACGUCACAUUACCACUGUUUGCACGGGAGGAUCAUACUUUGACUGCCAGCUGCAGCAGGUGAUUGUAAUGCACAGGAUGUACCAGCAGGGGGAAACAAAGCUCUGGACACAUUCCUCAUGUCAAAUCUCUGCAUGUUUAAAUGUUUAGUUUUAUUAAUCAAAUACUUCUCAGUAGAUUAAAGUUGUAUAUACCUUCUAAAAUUUGCAUAAGAAACUGAAUCGAUGAUUCAUUAUGUGGUUGAUUGUUUUUCUAUUGUGGCAGGUUAAUUUUGUUGUAGUUGUUGAUUUAUUUAAAUAUUUUCUACUUUAUUUACUUUCAUUUGACUUCAAUCAAGUCAAAUGAACAACAGAAACAAAUUUAUAAAUAUCUUCUUAUAUUGAACCUUUUUUUUUAUUCCAACCAGAGCAUGACUGCUAUUUUCUAAUAUAUUUUUUUAAAAAUUCUGGUCUGGAAUGAAAAGAGUAAAUUAUCAUUUUAAUUAGCCACACAUUCCAUAAAAAUACCAAUAUUUUAAUCUAUUUUUUUAAACAAUGAUUUUUUUUGUUUGUUAGACAGUUGAAGUUUUCAGAUGUUCUCCCUGUUUCUUUACGCGCAGUCGGCUUUAACGCUGACAUUGUAGACAGCACGGGAGAUUAGAGACCAGAUGUUUUGUUGGAGGAAUCAGAUGUUCAGAGAAUAUUCUGAUGACACAAUGCAAGAUGCUGUUGAGUCUUGCAAAAUUAUCCCAUUCUUCCUGUCAUCAGAUGUCUGUUUCCAUCGUCUCUUAGAAGGAUAAAAAAAAUCCCCCUAGCAAAAUAUUUACUAAUUCAUGUUCAAUUUAAAUAAUUUGUGUUAUAUGCAGUGCAUAGCAGCAAUAAUUUCAUAAAUACAUAAACUUCCCUAUGUGUGUUUUUAUUUUGAGUCGUUGAGAGUGGAUCACUAAAUCAAGUUGGACAGCUGCUCUUCUGCCUCUGCCUCGGCGGAAGGAACUGAAGUUUUGCAGAAUAACAUAGGUAAAAUAUAGACGAGGCUUUUCCGACGUUAGUGCUCUCACAAUGUGAGCUGGGAGCCGUUUGACGAUCUCCCUUUGUGGCCAUCGAGGAAAUGAAGGGCGACCCGGGGCCAGCUUUAACCGACGGGCCCAAAAGGACUCUGAAUCGUCGCGUGUGAGAAGAUUUCCUGCAGCUCACUCACUGUCUGGAAGUAACCAUAUCCUCAAAGGGGGGUUUGACACGCAAUACCAGUCUGAAAAAACGCAUUGCACCUGUUGCUGCUGGGACCGCUUUCCAUGGGUGGUUUUACACGCUUUCUCUUUGAGGAUUUCAACCAAUCAGAGGGCCAAGGGGGAGGAACUGGUUCAGGCUGUGUGAUUUUAUUAUUUUUUUUUCCUUUGUUUUGCUUAAUGUCUGUAUUGUUUGUUUAUUUUCAAAAGUGUUGAUUAACUAGAUUAUUUAUAAAUUGCUUACCUACAUUUUAAGGUUUAGUUUUUAAAUAUAUAUUCUUUACCCUUACUGUAAAUUUGCUGGAAAAAGUUCAGUUUCUCAUGAACAUAAAAAAAUAAUAACAUACAGAUGUGGAGAGAUCCUUUGCUCAUAAAUCUGGUGUAGAGAUUAUUAUGUCUCAUAAACUGGAUCAUAAUUGUUGAAGCUACAGAAUUAUUAUCAGACUGGGACAUGGUUGCCUUGGAGCAAGAAGGUCUUGGGUUCGAAUCCCAGUCUAGAGCCUUCAUGAACUUUCCAUCUUCUCCCUGUGUGAGCAUGGCUUCUCUCCAGAUACUCUGACUUCUUCUCACAGUCCAAAAAUGUGCAGUUUUGUUAAUUGUUUUUUUUUCAGUUAAUUGGUAAGUGGCCAUUUUUUCAGGGUGUGUUAAUAAUAUCCUUCAUAGAAAGAAUAAAACAUGUGGAAUGAAAAAUUUAGAAAAAAUAUUGGCAUUUUAUUUGAAAAGUGAUGAAACUGAUGAAUCUUUAUGAUUACGUUGAGAGAUUAAAGGUGGAGUAUUAUGUAAAAUAGAUUUUUUUUUUCUUUAGCUUUAUGUUGUGUUAUAAAGUUCUAUCUUCAAAAACAUACC
Messenger RNA from Gambusia affinis (western mosquitofish), 3771 nucleotides. It is a transcript of the gene srxn1, whose product is annotated as sulfiredoxin 1 homolog (S. cerevisiae). The record is from RefSeq and is a predicted model, not a curated record. The transcript is spliced from 2 exons. Gene Ontology annotation, biological process: cellular response to oxidative stress. The coding region runs from base 96 to 545 and encodes 149 amino acids. Lineage: Eukaryota; Metazoa; Chordata; Actinopteri; Cyprinodontiformes; Poeciliidae. Gene Ontology annotation, molecular function: sulfiredoxin activity. Gene Ontology annotation, cellular component: cytoplasm.